AUGGCAGGCGAGCAGCCGCUGUCGGCGCGGUCGUCUGACGGCCCUGCCAGCAUGCAGCAAAAAAUGAUGCGCCAGCGUGAGCUGGUGCUGAAGAGGCAGACAGAAGCAGCAAAAUCCUUUGGGGUGGUCGCCCAGCAGCAUCCUCCACCACGGCCAGCUGACACACCACGCCAGGUGCUCAGUGCGAGGGCCCCGCCGGAUGCACCACGGGUCGGCAUCGUCGGAUCCGCAGAAGUGCAGGAGGCCGUGGAGGCUGUCGUGGAGCAUGACCAGAUCCCACAGGCCCAACCACUGGAACAUUCAUUGGCUUCAUUGGAAGAAGAGCUUCUCGCCAGUGGCAAGGCCAUUGAGCUCGACGAGGCUGAAGACCGCGGUCGGGACCACUUAGGACACGGCUGGGAUCUGGAGGUGGACAGAGGCGACGAGAAGCAGACCCGCGCCAAGAGGAGCUUCUGGCGACCUUGGAAAGCAGAGCAGAGUGAUGCUGUGGCGAACUGUCCUGUUGACGAGGUGUCGCGCGUGGAUCUAGAUGCCUUGAGUGGAGACUCUCCCGAGCCUGGACGAGACCGGAAGCACGUAGGCUUCGGAGAGAUGGAGGACGGAACCUCGAAGUCUGGGGCCACAUCUGCUUUGAAUAUGGGGCGAGUUGCCACCCCAUGGACGGGUUCAUCCAAGGCGGGCUUAGAUUCUCUGCUCCCUGGAGAACUCCAGCAGGACAUGACAUUGAGCUCAUCGGCCCUUGAAAUUGUGGAAGAGGGUGUGGCUUGA
Messenger RNA from Symbiodinium necroappetens, 768 nucleotides. The record is from the annotation of a GenBank genome assembly. NCBI's taxonomy places the organism in Eukaryota, Dinophyceae, Suessiales, Symbiodiniaceae.